Molecule: messenger RNA, 1904 nt
Organism: Pelodiscus sinensis (Chinese soft-shelled turtle)
Lineage: Eukaryota; Metazoa; Chordata; Testudines; Trionychidae
Gene: UPP1
Product: uridine phosphorylase 1
Biological process (GO): uridine catabolic process; nucleotide catabolic process
Cellular component (GO): cytosol; cytoplasm
Molecular function (GO): uridine phosphorylase activity
Source: RefSeq, a predicted model, not a curated record
GGCGGCGGUGCCAGGAAAGGGGCAGGGAGCAAGGUGCUGGCGGCGCUAGGUUUCCUGGAAGCGGAGCGAGGCGUGCAGCGGCUCCGUGCGCUUGCUAAGGCCGGGCCAGUGCACUUCCUGCUGCGGCCCCCUAGUCCCUGCGCGUGGUCCAGCAGCAGCUCCCCCCGCUGCCCUCCCGGAGCAGAGAGCGGGCGCCCCUGAGAGCAGGGCCAGCGCCAGUGGCUUUCAGACACUCCCGAGCUCGACAGAAAUUGGGCAGCCGCUGGAGCUCAGCUUCUCCUUUCCAGCAAGGUCUAACAGUACAGAAUGGCACCUGGUGCUACAUCUAAAAAGAAGACUGACGAUGAACAGUCAACAAAAGACAGCUUAAUUCAUCUCUCUAACCCUCACCUUGAGAAAAUGAAAGAUGAUAUAUUGUACCAUUUUGCUCUUGGUACUGGCACCCAUGAUUUUCCUGCCUUGUUUGGAGAUAUAAAGUUUGUAUGUGUUGGAGGAAGCCCUUCACGGAUGAAAGCUUUUACCACCUACAUAGCUAAAGAGCUUGGACUUGAAAGUGCCAGUGGGGAUUAUCCCAACAUCUGUGAGGGAACUGAUCGUUAUGCCAUGUACAAAGUAGGACCCGUGUUAUCAGUCAGUCAUGGUAUGGGUAUCCCUUCUAUAGCAAUCAUGUUGCAUGAGCUGAUAAAGCUGUUGUAUCACUCCAAGUGCUCCAAUGUAACCAUUAUUCGCAUUGGCACCUCCGGUGGAAUAGGUCUGGAGCCAGGCUCAGUGGUAGUAACCCGGCAAUCAGUAGAUGCUACCUUCAAGCCUCAGUUUGAACAGGUUAUUCUGGGCAAGACUGUAAUUCGCAGUACCAAUCUAGAUGACCAACUAGCUAAGGAAUUGAUGCAGUGCAGUAAGGAGAUAAAUCAGUUCAAUACUGUUAUUGGAAAUACUAUGUGCACUUUGGAUUUCUAUGAAGGCCAAGCCCGUCUGGAUGGUGCAAUCUGCUCAUAUGCUGAAGAAGAGAAACUGAAGUAUUUGAAGGAUGCUUAUGAUGCUGGAGUCCGAAAUAUUGAGAUGGAAUCUUCAGUUUUUGCUGCUCUUUGUAAUCUUAGUGGUGUCAGAGCUGCUGUGGUUUGUGUCACACUUCUGAAUCGACUUGAAGGGGAUCAGAUUAGCAGCUCACAUGAUGUACUUGUGGAGUAUCAGCAGAGACCACAGAAAUUAGUGGGACACUUUAUUAAGAAGCGUCUUGGUAAAGUGUGAUGUACCCAUCCCUUUGCUGGUUAUUAGCAGAAGGCUACUAUUUCUUUUGUAUGAAAAUAAUGAUCAUAACUAUAAAUGCAUAUACAAGUUAUUUUUACCUCAUGAUAGGUUAAACCAACCAAAAUGCACUUAAUUUAAUAAUUUGUAACCGUGUUUUAGUAGCAGAGCAUGCUGAAUAAUCUUAAAUUAAGAUUUAGUUUAUUUGUAUUGUUUCAGAGGACAAAAGGUUUUACAAUUUUCUGUAUAUUGGAAAUAGCCCUAAUGUGCAGCAUUAGAAUAUGGUAAUAUAUAAAAAGCAUUAUUUAUUCAUUUUAGCAAUAAUAUGUUAAAUAUUUGCAAAGCCAAACGUUAAAACUAGCUUCAAAAGAAGAACAAAACUAAGAUGUACUAUAAAUCCUUACUGUGUUUUAUGUUUAGUAAUUAUUGAGGAAAUUUAAUUAUUUUCAUAUCAAUAAACAAUUAUAUGACAAACCUUUCUUUGGCUUCCAAGCCAUGAUUCAAUAAGGUCCACAUGGAUUUAAUUCUAUACGUGUACUUAAGUCCAUAUGUAUUCAGCAAAACCCUUAAGCAUGUGUUUAAGUCCCAUGGCUUAAAAUGAAUUAUAUGCUUAAGUGCUUUAAUGAUUCAAAGAACUUCAGUGAGAAUUAAAAGCAUUC